UCCCAACUAAGUACGAUUGUGCGUCUGGCUGGAAAUCGCCGGGGACAAGCAAUUAGCUCAAGGUGGACGACUGCUACCAUGUCUGCGUUUGGCCGAUCGAAGCUGGUACGCGGCGCUGGCGAUGCCAUGUCGCGCGCGGGUGCACGUGGCUGGGGAUGGUACCACCGCUCUCUGGCCAAGAUGAACGCUCCCGAGGCGGCCCCUGUGGCCUACGACGUCGUGGUGCCCACACCCGCUCAACCGCGACCGCGUGCCUUCCUGGACGUUAGCAUUGGUGGUGCUAAGGCCGAACGCAUUGUAGUGGAGCUGGCCAAGGACAUCGUGCCGCAAACAGCCACUAAUUUCAUCAAGAUGUGCACGGACGGCUUCAAGUCCAAGGCGUUGGGCUCGGGAUCGUACAAGAACUCCAAGUUCCACAACGUCACUAAGGGCGUGUAUCUCGUGGGUGGUGACGUGCUCAACGGCGACGGAACGGGUGGUCACGCUGCGCUAGAGGAGAACCAGCGUUACUUCGACGACGAGAACUACGCGCUGCAGUUCUCGGAGGAGGGCGUACUUGGCAUGGCCAACGCUGGCCUCAACAAGAACGCGUCGCAGUUCUUUAUCUCGCUCAAGCCGCUGCCGCACCUCAACGGCCGCAAUGUCGCGUUCGGCAAGGUCGUGGAGGGCAAGAAUGUGUUAAAGAAUAUUGAGAGUGUCUACUGCGUGAAGAACAAGCCGCUGACGGACAUUGAGAUCGUCAGCUGCGGAGUGCUGUAAGCGGGCAGAAAUCUCGCUCCCUUGCAUACACUAUCGAGAAACAGGCAGGUACAGGAGACGAGGGCGGCGACAGGGAAGCUGAGUGGACUAAUAGAUGAAACACGAUGAGUGGCGGCGCCUUUGUCUCUCAGAUAUUGUUGUGUUUUCCAGCUUUGCGAGCGGCAACGCUAUGAUAACCUUCAUGACGUUCAUCGCGCACUGCCACAGAUCAAACAUCGUAGUGCUCAAAGUUACUUAUAGCUGCGCGUUUCUAGUCACUCCUGAAGCUGUUGUAGAUGACCAACGUCAGCAAGAUCGUCGUCGUCAUGCAACACCGGACACUGUGCUUUUUAUCUUGUUUUUUUUUUUCAUUUAAUUUCUUUUGGUAAAAUAUUCACACGCAUGAAAAAGAUAAAGAGUACCAACUUCCGUCGCAUCACCGCUCACUCUGCACCCGCGAUGCAUCCGUAGGUGGCUACAAGCAUUUU
This is a messenger RNA of Phytophthora nicotianae INRA-310, 1226 nucleotides long. RefSeq lists its product as hypothetical. Gene Ontology annotation, biological process: protein peptidyl-prolyl isomerization. The transcript has a single exon. Bases 79 to 759 code for a protein of 226 amino acids. Gene Ontology annotation, molecular function: peptidyl-prolyl cis-trans isomerase activity. NCBI's taxonomy places the organism in Eukaryota, Oomycota, Peronosporomycetes, Peronosporales, Peronosporaceae. The record is from RefSeq and is a predicted model, not a curated record.